This is a messenger RNA of Manis javanica (Malayan pangolin), 2130 nucleotides long. RefSeq names its product TEA domain transcription factor 2 (gene TEAD2). Gene Ontology annotation, biological process: regulation of transcription by RNA polymerase II; embryonic organ development; hippo signaling. The record is from RefSeq and is a predicted model, not a curated record. Lineage: Eukaryota; Metazoa; Chordata; Mammalia; Pholidota; Manidae. Gene Ontology annotation, molecular function: RNA polymerase II cis-regulatory region sequence-specific DNA binding; DNA-binding transcription factor activity, RNA polymerase II-specific. Gene Ontology annotation, cellular component: transcription regulator complex.
CCCGCCCGCCCGCGGCUCCCCAGCCCCAGGCCGGGAGGUAGGAAGGCGCCGGCGGGAGUCGGGGAUCCUGCUUUGGGGCCCAGAUGGGGGAACCCCGGGCUGGGGCCCCCCUGGAUGAUGGCAGCGGCUGGACAGGAACUGAGGAAGGAAGUGAGGAGGGCACUGGCGGCAGUGAGGGGGCUGGGGGAGAUGGAGGCCCAGACGCAGAGGGUGUCUGGAGUCCGGACAUCGAGCAGAGCUUCCAGGAGGCCCUGGCCAUUUACCCGCCCUGCGGCCGGCGGAAAAUCAUCCUGUCUGAUGAAGGCAAGAUGUAUGGUCGGAAUGAACUGAUUGCCCGCUACAUCAAGCUGAGAACGGGGAAGACCCGAACUCGAAAACAGGUCUCUAGUCACAUCCAAGUUUUGGCUCGAAGGAAAUCGAGGGAAAUCCAGUCCAAGCUCAAGGCCCUGAAUGUGGACCAGGUUUCCAAGGAUAAGGCUUUCCAGACAAUGGCCACCAUGUCCUCGGCCCAGCUCAUCUCAGCACCUUCCCUGCAGGCCAAACUGGGUCCUGCUGGUCCUCAGGCCUCUGAGCUUUUCCAGUUUUGGUCCGGGGGCUCAGGGCCCCCCUGGAAUGUUCCAGAUGUGAAGCCAUUCUCACAGACACCGUUCUCCUUGUCACUGACUCCUCCAUCUACUGACCUCCCAGGGUACGAGCCCCCACAAGCCCUCUCCCCCUCUGCAUUGCCCCCACCUGCCCCAUCACCUCCAGCCUGGCAGGCUCGGGCUCUGGGCACUGCUCGGUUGCAGCUGGUGGAGUUCUCGGCCUUUGUGGAACCGCCAGAUGCAGCUGACUCUUACCAGAGGCAUCUCUUCGUACACAUCAGCCAGCACUGCCCUAGCCCUGGAGCGCCCCCCCUCGAGAGCGUGGAUGUUCGGCAGAUCUAUGACAAAUUCCCUGAGAAAAAAGGUGGUCUGCGGGAGUUGUAUGAUCGCGGGCCGCCACACGCCUUCUUCCUGGUCAAGUUCUGGGCGGACCUGAACUGGGGUCCGAGUGGUGAGGAGGUGGGGGCCAGUGGCAGCAGUGGCGGUUUCUACGGAGUGAGCAGCCAGUACGAGAGCCUGGAGCACAUGACCCUAACCUGUUCCUCCAAGGUCUGCUCCUUUGGCAAGCAGGUGGUGGAGAAGGUGGAGGUGAGGCUGGAGGGGUGGACCACUGAGCAGACGGAGCGUGCCCAGCUGGAGGACGGGAGGUUCGUGUACCGCUUGCUGCGCUCGCCCAUGUGCGAGUACCUGGUGAAUUUCUUGCACAAGCUGCGGCAGCUGCCUGAGCGCUAUAUGAUGAACAGCGUCCUGGAGAACUUCACCAUCCUUCAGGUGGUGACAAACAGAGACACCCAGGAGCUGCUGCUCUGCACCGCCUACGUCUUUGAGGUCUCCACCAGUGAGCGGGGGGCCCAGCACCACAUUUACCGCCUGGUCAGGGACUGAGGGGGGACCCCAAAAGUGGCUCACCCCCAGAAUACCCUCCUCCCAGGAAGGACCUGAAGCUUCUCUCAUGCUUCUUAUUUGGGGAGGGGGCUGCUCCCUGUUAGAGUGGACCUUACAAGCUGGGUAGUGAGUUAAAUGAGAGGAAAGGAUGGACCUCACAGGGGCGUCUGAAAGGACAGAUCCCUCCAGAGCAUCAGGAACUGGGGACAGGAGUGAGACAUCCUGAGUUACGGCACUGGUUUCUCUGUCUCUACAAGGGAACCUCCCCCACCCCGACUCUGUUCUAGGUGUUUUGGAGGGCUCUGCUUACACAUGGGCUUGUUCCUUUCUUGCUCUUCAUCCCCCCACCCCACCCCAGUCUGCCUCUCACCACCUCCAUCCUCUGACCCUGCAACUGAAUAUUGAAGGUUAACCCUUUCUGUGCAGAAGCAGAGCCAAAUGGGCCCUGGAAAUAUUUUUUUUUUAAUAUAACAAGAGAUAUUUAUAAGUGGGUGUUAGGGUCAUGACUUUUUCUCAGCUGGGCAAGCAGUGGGGUGAGGCUCUUUCAUCUCCUUGUCUUCCAAAUGAGCGGUGGUCUAGACUGUGUUGCGUCCCUUCCCCCCCUUCCCUCCAAAGUGUGUUGGUUUGUGUUUUGACAGAGGAUAAAGCUAUUUUACCAAAA